AUGAAACCACUGCAACAUAAGAGAUUGAUCGAGAAAGAGCUGGAAGGGUUCGGCAUUCGACUGAAUAAACAACCGCCGAAUAUCGUGUUCAAAAAGAAGGAUAAAGGAGGUCUUAAUUUAACGUGUUUGGUUCGUAUUUCAUCCUUAUUUUCAAUUUUUUCAUUGUUUUCAUUUUCAUUCAUUUUUUUCACAUUUUAUUCACAUAAUCGUAAUAAAAAUUUUAUCAGAGUUUUCACACAUAAAAUCAUUAUUGUAAUCGCUUAA
Molecule: messenger RNA, 264 nt
Organism: Anisakis simplex (herring worm)
Lineage: Eukaryota; Metazoa; Nematoda; Chromadorea; Rhabditida; Anisakidae
Source: the annotation of a GenBank genome assembly